CAAGUGGUUACUGGAGGCCUGAUUCAGUCGAUUUGAGGAAAGCCCAAGAUGGAUUAGCUAUAGUUAAUAACAUUUUAGUUCAUCUUAGAAGUGCAGCUUAUCGUUUAGAUGAAAUUAUUAAGAAUUUAAGAAGAUAUGAAAAUAGUUUAUUUGAUGUAAAUGCUGAUUUGGAAUCCAUUUUUAUUGUCACUAAACGUGAUUUUAAUUAUUUGUUAAAUUCUGUAGAAGUUUUGCAGCGUAGUCAUCUAUCAUUAUGA
Dentiscutata heterogama is the source of this 257-nucleotide messenger RNA. The record is from the annotation of a GenBank genome assembly. Lineage: Eukaryota; Fungi; Glomeromycota; Glomeromycetes; Diversisporales; Gigasporaceae.